AUGUCUAAACGCAGAGCUGAUGAAACUGUAGCUGUCAGAGACAGUUCUCGAGAGACAUUCUAUCGCAAGGAGCUUGAGUCGGAUGUUCACAGCGCGCCCAGUAAAUCCACUGAGGAGAAGCGCCAGAUGCUCGAGUUAUUGAAACAAUUCGAGGAGAAUACAAUGGAUGACGCCAUCAUGGGACCUGACAAUGAUGAUGACGACGACGAUGAAGGAGACGGCGUUGAUCUAGCUGAGCGGCUUGGUGGGCUUGAUAUUGAAUCUGCUUCGUAUGAUCAAAUCUGGGACGCAUUAACACCAGCAGAGCACGAGAAAUUCAAGAAAGCAUUAGGUGAUCCGACUAGUGAUAUGGCUCAACAGCUCCUGGCGAGCGAUGAGCUGGGAAAUGUGCGCACAGAACCUUGGUGGGAGGCACCUAUGGACUUAGAAACCGAUGUGCAAGUCGCGGAAAGUAGCACGCCCUCCAAUCGAUCAAGUCUUCUACAAGCCAAGACGUUCGGCACAAAACCUAAGCUUAUGGUUAUACCCGCGUCUAUGGUCUCACCACCCGUCGCUGGAAAGACGCCUCUCCUGCUGUACAACAUCUGUGCGCUAUGUAUAGCUUACACAUACGUCACGCGUCAUUUCGCGACAUCACCCCUUACAAAGUUCCCACCUAGUGAUCCUGACCGCGCUGAUGCUUUCCGCAUCAUCUCAAAACUUGUGCCAUUCUUGACGGAUCGCAAGUCCAAGACUAUACAUCCAACUCUGUCGAGUGUGGUCACAGAUCUGUGGUCUCGCUUCGAUUCUGGUGAAAUGACCUCACCAUUCUUCUCCCUUCUCCUGCAUGAUGCCGCAGCACUCCUACGACCCUCGACAGUCGUAGAAGUCUUAUUUUCCGUGAGUGGCGAUCCGCGCUCCGACGGCUCAUACCCCGAGCUUGAAAGCCACCCAAACACGAAUGUCCUUCGCGCUCUCUCCGACCUCUCUGCUCUUUCCGGCGAUGACCUGCUUAGUCAAAGUACGAAGUCCAGUCCGUCGAGCUCGUCCUCCAAGACAACCACAAGUACGGCAAAAACAAACCACGUCACGCACAAGCUGACGUUCUACGCCGCUCACAUCGUGAGCGCUCCGCCGUUGCUGUUGCGCGCGCUGGCAGAGGAGACAGCCGCUCGCGCUAAUGCUGUAGCUCGAGAAGGCAUCGCACUACCUGAUGGCCGCUCGGCUAUCCAGAGCUCUGCAGCGACUGGUUCAAACCAGAUGCAUACGCAAAGUGGGCUGUCACGGAUUAUCGAGUUAUCCUAA
Postia placenta MAD-698-R-SB12 is the source of this 1284-nucleotide messenger RNA. RefSeq lists its product as hypothetical. Lineage: Eukaryota; Fungi; Basidiomycota; Agaricomycetes; Polyporales; Adustoporiaceae. The transcript is spliced from 5 exons. Bases 1 to 1284 code for a protein of 427 amino acids. The record is from RefSeq and is a predicted model, not a curated record.